AUGCGCGUCGCAAUAGCAGGUACCUCUGGCCUAGCACUCUUGAUCGCCCAGGAGAUCAAUAACUCGACGAGCCACCAGCUGGUUAUCCUAUCACGGACUCAUCAAACAAGCCUCAUAGCGUCCGGCUAUAACUGUCAAGCUGUGGAUUACAAUAACCCCGCUUCGCUACAACACGCGUUAAUGGGCGUCGACACAGUCAUCUCAACUGUCAUGGGCAAUCCACAGCUCCGCCUCAUAGAAGCGGCUGUACAGUGCAGGGUACGCCGCUUUGCACCUGCAGAAUUUGAAGGCCAGCCAGGUUUGCGAGGCCAGAAUGCGUUGCUCGAUCGGGGACGCAACUCAGCUUUGGCUUUGUUGCAUCAUUAUCGCAGCCAUAUGCAGUAUACGGUUUUCGUUUGUGGCAUACUAUACGAGCGCUUCUCUGUGAAUGGGAUGAUAUCUCAUCGCCUCGGGGUCAACAGCGGGUAUGGUAACGAGGGGGAGUUCAUUGCCGACCCCCGGCAGAUGACUUCCAUGGCGCCAAUUUACGACGCAGCCAACAAUCUCUCAUCGAUAUGCUUAACCUCUGCGUACGAUGUGGCACAAUUCGUGGUUCGUGCCCUCGAUAUGCCUACAUGGCCUUCUGAGAUGAGCAUGUGUGGUGAGCGCAUGACUGUUCAUGCUUUGGUCGAAACCAUCAGGGCGUGUAGAAACAGACCCUGGGUUAGCAUCGAUUACCAAGCCCCCGCGAACCUUGAGUACCAGAUGACAAUGGCUCAAUUGGGAGGAGACACCGCUGGACAAAGGCGGCUCGCACCACUCCUUGCGACAGCAGAGGGGCGCUACGAUUUCGUGGUGCCCGCCUAUCUCAACGCUGUUUACCCAGACAUUCAAGUAACUCGCUUCCAGGACUGGUUUCUGCGUAACUGGGCCUCGAUCCCAUAA
Molecule: messenger RNA, 924 nt
Organism: Alternaria arborescens
Lineage: Eukaryota; Fungi; Ascomycota; Dothideomycetes; Pleosporales; Pleosporaceae
Exons: 5
Coding region: 1-924 (307 amino acids)
Source: RefSeq, a predicted model, not a curated record